This is a messenger RNA of Colletotrichum fioriniae, 780 nucleotides long. It is a transcript of the gene RGP1, whose product is annotated as Golgi membrane exchange factor (Ric1p-Rgp1p) subunit. Gene Ontology annotation, biological process: retrograde transport, endosome to Golgi. NCBI's taxonomy places the organism in Eukaryota, Fungi, Ascomycota, Sordariomycetes, Glomerellales, Glomerellaceae. Gene Ontology annotation, cellular component: Golgi membrane; Ric1-Rgp1 guanyl-nucleotide exchange factor complex. The record is from RefSeq and is a predicted model, not a curated record.
AUGUCUCCAGAGGCCUCCAGCAACAUUCGAGUCUUUAUCCGCUGGCACGACCAGACCGUCUUCGCUGGCGAGGAGAUCAAAUGCACCAUCACCUUCAAGAACAUUGCUCGCGAUCCGAAUCAGCAACGGCAGUCCCAACGACUCGCACCUGUAGACCGACCGAGGCAUGUCUCGCCCUUACUAAGAGGCAAGUCCAGCGCUGGCUUGACCCCGCCGAACUCAGCUCAAACCCGCGGUCACCGGUCUGCUCUAUCCCUCAAUGUACCAGUCGCUCAAUCGCGAAGCCGCGCCGGUUCAGUGCCAUGGACACCAUCGCAUCCUCCCAGUGCCCUUGAGCACCGUGGCAACGGCCAUCAGAAGUCUGUCUCCAUUGUGUCAAUUGGUUCCACAAGCACCGUACCCGACGACAAUCAGAGCAACGCUAGCUCCGUAAAGGCGCAUCGGCCUGGUCGCGGUCAUGCUCGGGCAUCCAGUCUACAGAUUGUGCCUCGGGGAGCUGCUCUGGGGCUCGGUCUCACAGCGCCUCACUCUGGUCACAUCGCCGAGGCACAUAAGCUCACCUUUGUUCAACUCGACAUCCGCUUCCGACACACCCCCAUCCAACUCGCGAUCCUCGACUGCACCGAAUACCCCUGGCGUGGCAGGUUCACAACGUCCCAUGAGAUCGCCUUCCAACGCGCUGGCCGACUUUCGGUUUCCAAUGAUCCAGUCGCCACUGUCGGACACGCAAAGCACACCGGUAGCGUCACACCACGAUGGACUAUUAAGUCCAAACACUGA